GGUCGGCCCCGCCCCCUCCCGCCGGGGUUGCGGGUUCGGAUCCGGCGGAAGCCGCGAGCAUGGCCGAGGCUGCUCCGGUCGCUGCCUUCGGGGCCUCGCUAUGGGGCAGGGGCAGCCUCGCUAUGGGGCAGGAUGUGGGGCAGGGUCCCCUGCGCUGCCUGGGCCGGGAGCUGCUGGGAUCUGUGGGGCGGAGGCUGCGGAGGCUGCGGGCUCACCCCGCAGGCCUCCGGACGUGGCUGUUCCUGGGGGGGGCUCUGGGGCUCUGUGAGGCUGUGGGGCUGGACCCAUCCAUGGGGCUGGUGGCAGCUAUAGCAGGGGGGCUGCCCCACAGCUCCCCCCUGCCGGGGGCGGCUCUGGCUCUGCUGCUGUUCACGUCGGGGCUGUGGCUGCUGCUGGGGCUGAUCCUGCGCCUGGGACUGAGGCUCCUGCUGGGGGGAACUGGAACUGCAGUGGGGAGAGCAGGAGACCCCCCCAGGCUGUGGAUGGCUCUGGUGCGGAUGUUCGUGGGGCGCCGGCCCCGGCUGCGGAGCUGCCAGGGGGUCCUGCCCCCCCUGCCCCUGCCCCCCCUGCCCCACACCGUGCACAGGGCUGUCUCCUCGCUUCAGGCUCUGGGCCCAGGGGGGGGCAGGGAUCAGGUUCCUGCUCUCGCCCAAAGCUUCUUGGGGGGCCCCGGACCCCAACUCCAGCGAUGGCUGCGGCUGCGGCAAUGGGCUCUGCCCAGCUACCUCGGUGACCUAUGGGAUGAGCAGGUGCACUUGGGGGGCAGGGACCCCCUCCCUGCCUCCGGCAACUACUACCUCAUGGACCUCCCAGGCCCCCCCCCCACCCCCCUCCAGGCUGCACGUGCAGCCAAUGCUGUGUGUGCCCUACUGAGCUUCCGGAGCCGCGUGAGCAGCGGGACCCUGCCUGCGGUUCUGUUUCGGGGUUCGCUCCCCACGUGCUCAGCUCAGUACGAGCGGCUCUUCAACACCACCCGGGUACCCGGAGAGACAUGUGACCGGCUGCAGCGGGGGGGAGGGGCCGGUCACGUGGCAGCGCUGCGGGGGGGCCGCCUGUUCCUCGUGCCCGUGGGGCGGGGCCUGGCGCCGCGCGCGCUCCAGCGCCGCUUCGAGCGCGUGCUCCGUGCGUCGGGGGGCGGGGCCGGAGCCGGCGUCAUGACGUCAGCGAGGAGGUCAGCCUGGGCUCAGGUCCGAGCUGUGCUGCAGUCAGGAGGUCCCAGCUCAGCUGCUCUCAGGGCUCUGGAGGAGGCUCCGUUCGUGGUGGCUCUGGACCCCCCCCCAGGGCCCCCCCCCAACGGGCACCGGGACCCCCCCUCUGAUGGGGACCUGGAUGCGGAGGCCAAGGAGCUGCUGCUGGGGCCCUGCUACAACCGCUGGUUUGACAAGAGCCUGACCCUGAUCGUGUUCAGCACUGGGCGCAUGGGGCUCAACGUGGAGCACUCCUGGGGGGACCCCCCCGUUGUGGGGCACCUAUGGGAGUACACACUGGCCACUGACCUGGAGCUGGGCUAUGAGGCCAAUGGGGACUGCAGGGAGGGGCCCGAGGAGGAGCCUGGGGUCCCCCCCCCCCAGCACCUGCAAUGGAACAUCCCAGAUGAGUGCCUCCCGGCGCUAGGGGUCGCCCUGGACACGUGGCAGGCGCUGGAAGCUGAUCUCCAGGUGCACGUGGCCACGUUCGUGCCCCCCCCGGAGCUCCCCCCCCCCCCCGAUGGACUCGUCCAGGUGGCGCUGCAGCUGGCGGUGGUCAGGGAGCGCGGCGCGUGCCUGACGUACGAGGCGGUGCCCACGUGGCUGUUCCUGGAGGGGCGCGCGGAGGCUGCGCGAGGCUGUGGGCGCCCCCUGCUGGAGCUGGCGGCAGCCAUGGAACAGACCAACGCCUCGCGCUCCCUCCGGCGCCGGCUCCUGCAGGGGGCGCUGCGGGACGUGCUGGCGCGCAUGCGCGCGGCCGCGGCGGGGGCGGGGCUGGACCGGCACCUGCACGCGCUGGCGGCCGUGGCGCGCCAGAUGAGGCUCCACCCCCCGCUGCUGGAGGAGGUGCUCAGCCAACCGUGGGCUCUGGCUUAUAGCCCCGCCCCCAGGGCGGAGCCGCCGCUCUUGCCACGCCCACUGUGCCCCGGAGGGGCGGGGUUUGCACCGCCCCAUCCCGAUGCCUACGGGGUCUCCUACGCCCAGGGCAGGGGCGGCUCCAUCCUCUUCCAUGUGUCCUGUAGAGCCUCCAGCCCCAUAACAGAUGCUCGACGCUUUGCUGCCCAGAUCAAGGCUGCACUGGGAGAACUGGGGGAGCUACUGGGGGGGGGCACUGAGGAGUGAGGGGGGAACCCCCAUAAUAAAGAGAUGGGGACCCCCCCCAGUUCC
This is a messenger RNA of Melopsittacus undulatus (budgerigar), 2354 nucleotides long. RefSeq names its product carnitine O-palmitoyltransferase 1, muscle isoform-like. Gene Ontology annotation, molecular function: carnitine O-palmitoyltransferase activity. Gene Ontology annotation, cellular component: mitochondrion. The coding region runs from base 60 to 2309 and encodes 749 amino acids. Gene Ontology annotation, biological process: carnitine metabolic process; fatty acid metabolic process. The record is from RefSeq and is a predicted model, not a curated record. Lineage: Eukaryota; Metazoa; Chordata; Aves; Psittaciformes; Psittaculidae. The transcript has 19 exons.